Molecule: messenger RNA, 1572 nt
Organism: Humulus lupulus (European hop)
Lineage: Eukaryota; Viridiplantae; Streptophyta; Magnoliopsida; Rosales; Cannabaceae
Product: codeine O-demethylase-like
Exons: 4
Coding region: 42-1184 (380 amino acids)
Source: RefSeq, a predicted model, not a curated record
AGUUUCAUUCUCAUCAUAAUUAGAAACAAAUUAUCAAAGAAAUGGCAUCUUCAACCUCUGCUGACAAUCAUCAAUCUGAUCUUACCAGCUUAUUGGAAAUUACCAAAAAGCCCCUGGUCUCCAUACCCGAGCAGUACAUCCGUACAGACCACCUUCCAGCAGAGCCUGUAGUAACUACGUUCUCCACCACCAACCAAACCAUCCCAACCAUCGACAUGGCCAGCCUUUCAUUACAGUCCGAAACCUCAUCAGAUCAUCAUCAUCACCAACUCAUCCAAAACUUACACUCUGCUUGCAAACACUGGGGCUUCUUUCAGUUGGUGAAUCAUGGAGUGAGUAGGUCGGUGAUAGAGGAGGUGAGCCAUGAGAUUGAAGGUUUCUUCAAGCUUCCGUUGGAGGAGAAACUUCAGUACAAGGUUACACCAGAUGAUUUUGAAGGCUAUGGAAGCGUAGUUCGUAGUGAUGAUCAUAAGCUCGACUGGGGUGAUCGAGUCUUUAUGAUAACUAACCCUAUUUCUAGAAGAAAACCUCAUCUUCUCCCAGAGCUCCCUUCAUCCCUAAAGAAUAGUCUUGAAAGGUACAUCGAUGAGUUGAAAAAGCUUGGCAUGACACUUUUUGGGUUAUUGGCAAAGGCUUUGAAUGUAGAGAAAAAGAUGUUAGUGGAAGAGCUAUUCGAGGAUGGGAUGCAGUCAAUGAGGAUGACGUGUUACCCUGCAUGCCCUGAGCCGGAGAAGGUGAUCGGUUUCUCGCCCCACUCCGACGCCGCCGGCAUCACCAUCCUCCACCAGCUCACUAGUGGAGUCAAUGGUCUUCAGGUCAAGAAAGAUGGGGCUUGGAUUCCAGUCAACUUCCUCCCAAAUGCCUUUGUCGUCAAUAUUGGAGAUGUUAUUGAGAUUGUGAGCAAUGGAGUGUACAAAAGCAUUGAGCAUCGAGUAAUGGCGAACUCAAGCAAAGAAAGGAUCUCUGUUGCAAUGUUCUUCAAUGCCAAAUAUGAGUCAGAGAUCGGGCCACUGCCUUGUUUGGUUAACUCAGAAAAUAAUGAUGAUGAUGAUGAUAAUCCACCAUUGUUUCGAAGGGUUGGAAUGGAAGACUAUAUCAAUCACUUCUUCUCCCGCCGCAAGUACGAUGGAAAGUCAUUCUUGGACCUAAUGAGGAUCAAACACACCAACAAUACUAAUGCCUAAUAUAGUUACAAUUUUAAUUUUUUUCUUCUAUAUUAUAGUGUAUAACAUAAUUACAGAACACCUCUCACAAAUUUUUCAGGAAAUUUCGGAUUAUUCAGGAUGUCGAAAUUGAGAUUUAAAUAGUUUAAUGUACACGUGUUUGUAUUGAUAUUUAUAUACGUGUGUGCAAGAGACUGUUUGAAUCUUUAUUUUCACACCCUAAAUUAUCUAGAAUUUUCUAAAAAUUUGUAAGAGAAUUCUUGUAGUUACAUUAUACACCACAUGUAAAAAAAAUGAAUUAAACUAUGACUUAUUCAUGUAUCGAAAAUAUCAAAAGUAUUUGUAUACCUAUGUGUAAAAGAAAAGUUAUUGAAAUAAAUAAAAGUACGCAAUAAUGUCUUGUGUAUAA